UUUUUUACUAAACAAUUUAAAGAAGAGAGAGAGAGGAAAUGAGCCAUUAGAGCACAACCAUUAACCGAUAUGAGUCUGUCCACUCCACGUUGUCGUUUCUCAAAUUCCGCUUUCUAUGCUCCACGCCUCGUUUGUCUCUCCGGCGUGUCCCAACCACAGAUCAAAGGGACUCAGAAUACAACUAUGCCAGAAACACACAGACUAUCUUGUUUCUCCUCCUCCUCCUUCUUCUUCUUCUUAAGGGGUUUUUCCUAAUUUUCUUGAGAAAAUUGGAGCGAAAAUGACCGUUAUCGACAUUCUCUUCCGAGUGGAUUCCAUAUGCAAUAAGUACGAAAAGUAUGAUAUCGAGAAGCAGCGCGAGCUCAACGGCAAUGGAGCCGAAGAUCCCUUCGCUCGCCUCUAUGCUGCCAUCGAACGCGACAUCGCUGCCGCUUUACUGAAAGCAGAAGUAGCUUUGGUCGAGAAGAAUAGGGCUUCCGCGGCUGCACUGAAUGCUGAAGUUCGUCGGGCCAAGGCUCGGUUGAUAGAGGAGAUUCCUAAGCUUCGGAAAUUGGCUCAGAAGAAGGUUAAAGGGCUGUCAAGAGAAUAUAUAGAAGGUCGUGAUGAUCUAGUUCUUGCACUACUGGGGAGGAUUGAAGAAAUACCUGAUGGGACAAUUAAUGCUGCCAAACAAACUGGGGGUUGGACAACGUCUGGAUCUCAUAAUAAUAUUAAGUUUGACUCCUCAGAUGGAAAUUUAGACAGUGAGUUUUUCCAACAAACUGAAGAAUCAAGCCAAUUUAGGCAGGAGUAUGACAUACGGAAAAUGAAACAGGAUCAAGGGCUUGAUUUUAUAUCGGAAGGACUAGAUACGCUGAAAAAUUUGGCCCAUGACAUGAGUGAGGAACUGGACAACCAAGUGCCAUUAGUCGAUGAAAUAGAUACGAAGGUAGACAAGGCAACAUCUGAUAUUAAGAAUACCAAUGUUAGGCUAAAGCAAACUCUUAACCAGGUGAGGUCUAGUCAUAAUUUCUGUAUUGACAUCAUUCUGCUAUGUAUAAUUCUGGGAAUCGUUUCCUACUUGUACAAUGUGCUGAGAUGAUUCUAUGUUGAACAAUCCUCUACUGCAACUAAUCGUCAUGUUCAUGGUAAUAUUUUCAUCCUUUGAUUUAGAGCUUUCCAUGUAUCAUUUUAAGAUCUUCAGAUUAACAUCUAUAAUCUAAUGUCAUCUUGGGGGGGGGGGGGGGGGGGAGGAAACUAGAUCAGCCAUCUAUAACAUCUCAAGUAAUGUUUCCCUUUUAUAAAGUAUGAUUUGUGGCUGCACAACUGCAACUGAAAUAUUCUUUACAAAAUAAUGUUAUUUUUGUCCUUUCAUAUUGUACAAAAACAAAUCUCAUAUUUAUGACUUAAACAGUCUGUGUUGUACUACUUAAUUGAGCUAUAACUUGUUGGUACUCUUUCCGUUA
Molecule: messenger RNA, 1445 nt
Organism: Humulus lupulus (European hop)
Lineage: Eukaryota; Viridiplantae; Streptophyta; Magnoliopsida; Rosales; Cannabaceae
Product: syntaxin-71-like
Exons: 9
Coding region: 281-1081 (266 amino acids)
Biological process (GO): vesicle fusion; intracellular protein transport
Cellular component (GO): endomembrane system; SNARE complex; membrane
Molecular function (GO): SNARE binding; SNAP receptor activity
Source: RefSeq, a predicted model, not a curated record